UAAGGACAGGUUCAGGUCGGGUAGGCUGCUUAUAGCCUAGCUCCACCCGGUAGUCUUAUCAUAUGAUUCAGGCUGAUCCACUUCUGCAUUACUACGGCAAAACUCCUUCUCCUUCUUUGUCUUCUGUGACUGAUCCUUCGUCUUCUGUGACUAUAUGCAUCUCAAAAUAAGAGUUCUUAAGAAAUGAAAAAGGAAGUACCGCUUUACCAGGUAAUGUGUACAGGCUACUAUUUUUUGUAUCGCCUUUAUAUUUUUUGCUUUUCACUAGCCUUAACCUAACGUAGGCCUACUCGAGCUGGUAAUGAAGAAAGGGCUUUGUAAUGAAUGGUAUUGGAUGUUGGCCGUAUAAUGUGUUGGAUGGCACACAAAAGCUUAUUACACGUGUUAUUAUUAUCAUUAUUAGCAGUUAUACUAUGGCACAGACGCAUCUGUUGAUAAAGGUCUACUGUACAGAGAAUCCCUGCUGUUGUUCCGUUAUGCCAUUGGCUCCCGUCUUUCUUCUACUGACACGCUUGCUGAUUGAAAGGUUGUCAGAUUGCCAAUAUUGUCGUUGGUAUUUAACAUCAAAACCAUUCAUAGUAUACUGUGUAUAUUCGACCCAGACAUACGUACCCGUUUAUUCGGGUCUGCCCUGCGCCUGUGUUGCCUUUAGUGCUUUCCAAGCAAGCAAUGUCUCGCAUUGAUUUUUUCGCGCAAUAGACUCAUUACUGCCCCCAUGCGGCGUUUCAGUGCAUCUGUUAUCAACAAUUUUUUUAGGUUUCUUUUAGUACUGCACUCCGAUUUAAGCCGCUUGAAAGUAUUCGAUAUUGAACUACAAUUCGUGCCAUUGGAUCCUCAAACGCUAGGAGGUAUACAUUUAGCAUAAUAGAAUGGGUUUGGCGCCUGUCUCACCUCUCAGCGCAGAGCCUAUGUUACUGAAAGUCCCUCUCUCUCACGAUACAAAAAGAGAAGAGACGGCUGGGGCGAGGUUAACCGGACAGGUGUAGGUGUCAUUAAAUAGCUCUGGUAUAAAAGUCCACCCGGUAGUCUUAUCAUAUGAUUCAGGCUGGCCACUUCUGCACGGCGAAACUUUUUCCACGUUUGUGACUGCAUGCUUCUCAAAAUAUAGUUCUCAAAAAAUGAAAAAGGAAGUAGGCCUACCGCUUUACCAGGCGCCCGAAAUGCAGAACGUGUAUGAUCUCCUGGAUAUGGCUCUUCGGAAAGGAAGACAGACCUGCCAGCUUCUCUACCAUUCUCUAGGAAUGUGUUCACCCUUACCGUUUGAAAGAGCACAUUUCCUGCACCCGCCAGCCACCACAUUAAUCAUAAACAUCAGUAACUCCACCUUGGUAGACUGUGCUAUUGGGAACGGAAACCUGCCACACGAAGUAGUGGACAAACAACCUCUAAUGUGGGGCUAUGCACCCAACGUCCAUGGUGACAUGAGGUGUAGCUGCUUCCAUGGCCACCAUGUGGCAGCAGAGCCUACUCUUCUUCCCCCACCGGCCACAAUCAGCGUCCAUAGCUCCCAACUGAACUAUGUCAUCAUAGGAGACAGCAACUACAUGAACGUGACACAGACACACUGACGAAUGCAGUGAAUUGGACUAACGCUGCUUGCAUGUUGAAAAUAUACCUCUCUAUAUUGUCAUUAUAUGACAUGCAAUCACCCCCAUGCGGUAAUAACAUGAAGGGAAAUACAAUUGAAAAAUAAAACAAGUUAACGUAAAUGCAUUAAAAUGUAAAAAUGUAUGGCCUAUGGUCAACUAUCCAAUGUAAAGGUAAUGAAGGAUACUUGGUAGUUCCGACAUUGCCUGAAAUUUUCAAUACAGUCUAGACAGAAGCUGUUCUUGAUAUUCAAGGCGACAUGUAAUGAAAACUCAAAUCGUUGUUGCUGUAAUGAAAUGUGUUCAAUUUAAUUAAAUUAUAAUUUUUUUAUCAA
Molecule: messenger RNA, 1921 nt
Organism: Gadus macrocephalus (Pacific cod)
Lineage: Eukaryota; Metazoa; Chordata; Actinopteri; Gadiformes; Gadidae
Exons: 4
Coding region: 1119-1568 (149 amino acids)
Source: RefSeq, a predicted model, not a curated record